Messenger RNA from Notodromas monacha, 1662 nucleotides. Lineage: Eukaryota; Metazoa; Arthropoda; Ostracoda; Podocopida; Cyprididae. The record is from the annotation of a GenBank genome assembly.
AUGCGUGCGUUUCUCGUGAAAUUAGAUUAUGGUCUCCGAAACCUUGCCUACAUGGAAUUGGAACAACGUGCUGCGACAGACGAUGGUUCGAGAAGGUCGUGCGACACGAAUCCGAAUCGAAUGACAGUUUCGUGUUAUUUUGAAAGGUUCGGAAACAAGUGUAUUACUGAGGGGACUCGGGUUCGUCUACAUGUUCAUAAAGAAGAAAAUGGGGUGAAAGUUGGAGCUGUUUGCUCCAAGCAGGCUGGGGAAAAGGCAAAAGAAUCGGAGUUUCAAGAAGUUCAGUCGAAGUUUCGCUCCGAAGCUUUCAUUUCCGUCAUGCGUGCGUUUCUCGUGAAAUUAGAUUAUGGUCUCCGAAACCUUGCCUACAUGGAAUUGGAACAACGUGCUGCGACAGACGAUGGUUCGAGAAGGUCGUGCGACACGAAUCCGAAUCGAAUGACAGUUUCGUGUUAUUUUGAAAGGUUCGGAAACAAGUGUAUUACUGAGGGGACUCGGGUUCGUCUACAUGUUCAUAAAGAAGAAAAUGGGGUGAAAGUUGGAGCUGUUUGCUCCAAGCAGGCUGGUUUGGAGAUGAUUUUCUCCAUCAUUCAGGAUGCAAGCGGAGAGUUCGUAAUAUCUGUCGUUGAAACAAUCACGCACCGCUUUGCUUUGUAUAUACUCGUGAAUGAUGACUUUUUGCCGAGAAAGCAGAGGAUCAUGUUCCUCCUCAGUGAUGGCAUCAGUCACGUCAGAGAGCCACAGACUUCACUCCUGUUAUCAUGUCCUUGGCUGAUUCUCAAGAAUGUCAUGAAAUAUCUGACACCAUUUGCAAUGAUGCAAGACGUUGUCCCUGUGUGUCGGCUAUUCUUUGACUUGAUGAAGGAUGGAAGCAGUUGGACGCGUAUCGAGUUUUAUCUUGAGAAUGGAAUGGAAUGUCCGCCGUGGGGACACUUGAAGGAUUUCUGCAGCGUUUUGCAUAGGAUGGAGAAACUGUAUCUUAAUCCUGCUAUUCUACAUGACGUGGCAAAUGUAUUAUCCAAUGUUUCCCUGCUGCGGGAUCCUUUUUUGCUGAAGUUCCCUGACUUUCUGGGCUCUGGUGUUCUUUCAAGUCUUCAUACCUAUCAAUUGCCCGUGAAGUUGGAUGCGAUGGGUUGGCAACUUGCUCGGAGAAUGGGGAUUUUUGCAAACCUUGAAUCCCUGAGCAUGAGUGGAACGAUCUUCAACAAUAUGCCGCCGGUUGACGACGAGAAAAUCGUAUUUUUCCCGAAGUUGAAAUCGCUGUGGCUGGAAGAUGCAUCGCCAAUUGACGCAGUUCGUCAUUUACCAUUGAUGCCAUCAUUGGAACACCUUUGGAUCAGGAAUGUUGACAAACAAGUAUCUGUCGAACCCACACAGCAAGUUCUAAAUACACUGCAGAUCUUCAGUGAAAGUUCAAAGGAGUGGCUUGCUAAUCUGAAAUUCGUGUCAGCUGACCUUUGGGAAACAUACAUUCCGUAUUCAAAAAUGGUGAAUUUGGAAUGUGUAGCGCUCUUUUUCCAACACAAAGCUGUCCCUAGAAACCCUGAAAGCGCCUUCAGAGAACUGAGUUUCUGCUCGAAACUUAGAGGGUUGAUUCUGAGUGUACCGGAAGAUCUUCCCUUGGAUAGAGAACCAGUUAACAGUGUCGGUAACCUCAAAUAA